AUGUUCACUAACACCGAGAACCUGACCAUAUGGCGAAGCCCGAGCUUGACCGACUGGACAAAUGCGGAAGAGAAGGCGGCGUUUGUACCUCCGCCCGGUAUGAACUACUCCACGGACUUGUGGGCGCCAGAGCUUCACAACAUCGACAACAAAUGGUGGAUCAUUUUCACGGCCGAUCCUAACAUGGACAACCCACCGCCAGAGAUUGAGAUGCUCUGCGAUUGGAAUUGCCCAGCUGUCAACCACAGGAUGUACGUGCUCGAAGGGUCCACCGACGAUCCAUGGACAAGCAAUUAUACGAUGAAAUCGCAGCUGAACACUUUUGACCAAUUCGCAAUCGAUGGAACCUACUUCCAGCAUUCGACCGGAUUGUAUCAUGUCUACUCCUGCUGGCAGUCGGCGUACAUCAGUUGGCCAGCAAAUCUAUGCAUUACGAAGAUGAGUGACCCGUUCACAGUAGCGAGCAAUGUUACCGAGCGCCAGACAAUCUCUGUGCCCAGCAACCCUUGGGAGAAGACUCCAUACGGACGAAUGGACAAUAUUCGCCUUUCCAGCAAUGAAGGCCCUCAGCAGCUUACAAACAAGGAGACCGGGCAGGAGUUCAUCGUCUACAGCGCGGCACGCAGCGACAAUCGCAACUAUUGCCUUGGUCUACUGGAGCUAGUGGGCGACGAUCCAAUGAAUGUUCAGGACUGGCGGAAGAACAAUGACGGCUGCGUGUUUCAUCAAAACCCUCAGAACAAAGCUUAUGGCGUUGGGCACGCCUCUUUCACGACCAGUCCAGACGAAAGUGAGAAUUGGAUCGUCUAUCACGGGAUGGAGAACCCCGUCAAUGGCUGGGCUGCAAGGACUGUGAGGGCGCAAAAGUUUACAUGGAAUACAGAUGGUACGCCCCGGUUUCCAAGGCCGGGCUAUGGGCCGUACGAUGUGCCAAGCGGCCAAAACGCGAGUAUGGCGUUGCUGUAAGCAGGCAUCGUGUUUUGAGAUACUCUCAAUCAGCCGUAAUCAGACCAGACACAGAAAUCAGACACAGAAAGCAGACACAGCAUAGUUCAACGAAGCUCGGUCUUGUCCGACCAUCGCUACCGA
Zymoseptoria tritici IPO323 is the source of this 1089-nucleotide messenger RNA. RefSeq names its product putative xylan 1,4-beta-Xylosidase (gene MgXBX2). Gene Ontology annotation, biological process: carbohydrate metabolic process. The record is from RefSeq and is a predicted model, not a curated record. The transcript has 3 exons. Bases 1 to 966 code for a protein of 321 amino acids. Gene Ontology annotation, molecular function: hydrolase activity, hydrolyzing O-glycosyl compounds. NCBI's taxonomy places the organism in Eukaryota, Fungi, Ascomycota, Dothideomycetes, Mycosphaerellales, Mycosphaerellaceae.